Messenger RNA from Strongylus vulgaris, 288 nucleotides. The record is from the annotation of a GenBank genome assembly. Lineage: Eukaryota; Metazoa; Nematoda; Chromadorea; Rhabditida; Strongylidae.
AUGGAUACACAAUCAUCAAGCGACUCAUCGUUACCCAAGCCAGGAGAUUUGAUCUGGGCUAAAAUGAAGGGAUUUCCACCAUGGCCUGCAAAGGUUCUGGAAAAAGACAGAGAUACUCCAAUGUCUCGUAUUCCCGUCAUAUUCUUCGGCACUGGUGAAAAGGCCUUUAUGAAACCAUCCGAUGUUUGCGAUUACUAUGAAAAUAAGACGCAGCAUGAAGUCCCUAGAAAACACAAGGUAAACGUUGCAGAUUUUGUCGCAGUUUAUCCUGUCUCUUACAAGAAAUAA